Molecule: messenger RNA, 543 nt
Organism: Monosiga brevicollis MX1
Lineage: Eukaryota; Choanoflagellata; Craspedida; Salpingoecidae
Exons: 3
Source: RefSeq, a predicted model, not a curated record
AGCUGUGUGACGUUGCUAUUGCGAACCGGGAUCAUGGCCAAACGGUUCACCGUCGUUGGGGAUAAUGCGCGCCGCGUCAUCAUCUCUGCCAACCCCAAUGACACUGUGUUUGUCAUGGUCAAGGCAGCGUGUAGCAAGCUGGGCGUGGAACCUGAUGGACGAACGCUGCGUCAUCACAAGACAGAGCUGAGUCUUGACGCAGUCUUGCGCCAUACAACGCUGCCCAACCAAGCCACACUUGAGCUUGUACAGCUGACUGGCAACAAGGCUGGUCCUGCGCCAGUGCAAUUGGCCGUUCAAUUGGAGAACCGGCAGCGUCUCAAGCUUGACGUAGACAAUUCGCUCACGCUGCGGACCAUCGUGGACCUUGUGCAGGAACACCACCCAGCCCCCGCCGAUGGCAGCCCAGUGUUUCGCUACCUUCGGCGCGAGCUGGCAGGCCCAGAGCUGGCGCUUACGCUUCAAGAGGUGGGCAUUGCCGGCCGUGCUCUGAUCAGUCUAAAUUACGCCUCUCCAGCGGCUGCGACCAGUGAGGCAAGCUCG